CCGAGAAGCCACAGCCAUGCUAACAUUCAUCAACAAUAUCACAGUGCUAAUUCGCUGUCUUGAUGCAACCCGCUAGGCAGUAAUGCGCUGAGGCCUGCCAUUCCUGUUCCUUAUUGACACAAGAUCCGAUGAGAGCUCGCCGUUUGCUCCAAUCAGCUGCUAACGGUUGACCCAGUUGACCAGCAAGGACUUGUUUGCUCAUUCCUUGAUAGACUAUUGGCCAGGAACUGCAGACGGUUGGCGGGAAGGCGUCUUUUGACAUGCGGCCUGCUUCUCACGCCUCGCUUUGUGAACCGAAUGAGUCGAAGUUGAGUCACAACUUGAACUUGAAAGCCGCAGCGCUUAAUAAAAUGCAGGAUCCCCUCAUCAAUUAAACCUGUUCCUGCAGCCAACCGAUCAGACCAGUACGCAUACCGGCUCAAUAUGGCUGCCAUGACAACGCUCAAAGGCGACAAGUUCGACCGUCAGCUUUUCGAAUCGGUUUUAAAGCGUCGAUUCUUCUUCACCGAGGCCUUUGAGAUCUACCGGCUGUCCCCAAACUUCAAAGGCGACAACCGUGGCCUAUUCGAUUAUGGGCCCCCAGGGUGCGCCUUGCAGGCCAACAUCGUUGACGCCUGGAGGAAGCAUUUCGUGCUGGAGGAGAACAUGCUAGAACUCGAUUGCACUGUCAUAACACCCGAGCCAGUACUAAAGACGAGUGGGCACGUUGACAAGUUUGCGGACUGGAUGUGCAAAGACCCCAUCAAAGGCGACUACCUUCGGGCCGAUCAUCUUGUGGAGAAUGUCCUCAGAGCGCGUCUUGCUCGGGGUACUCGCGGGCUCGUCAAGGAUUCACCGAAGCUGGACGACGCGACUAUCGAUGAGUACAAUGACAUCCUAGCCAAGAUCGACAACUAUGAUGGCGACGGCCUUGCCGAGCUGAUCAGAUGCCAUGACAUCCGCAACCCCGAGAACAACAACCAAGUCCUGCCACCGACUCCCUUCAACUUGAUGUUCAAGUCCACCAUAGGCCCUAGUGCUGCUGCGCCAGUUUACCUCCGACCCGAGACGGCGCAGGGGCAGUUCCUGAAUUUCAAGAAGCUGCUCGACUACAACCAAGGCUCCAUGCCAUUCGCGUCGGCCAGCAUCGGAAAAUGCUACCGCAACGAGAUCUCCCCCCGAACCGGCCUUCUGCGCGUGCGAGAGUUCCUGCUCGCCGAGAUCGAACACUACGUCGACCCCAACAAGAAGGAGCAUCCACGGUUUCGGGAGGUUGCUGACAUCAUUCUGCCCCUACUCGACCGGGACACACAGCUCUCGGGCCAGACAACGUCGCAAACAAUGACCAUUGACGAGGCCGUCAAGUCCCGCAUCAUCGACAACGAAACACUCGGCUACUUCCUCGGAAGGAUCAUGCUGUUUCUCCUCCGGAUCGGCAUCGACCGAUCCAAGAUCCGGUUCAGACAACACCUGGCGAACGAGAUAGCCCACUAUGCAACCGACUGCUGGGAUGCCGAGCUGCUCACAAGCUACGGUUGGAUCGAGUGUGUUGGCUGCGCUGACAGGAGCGCAUACGACUUGACGGUGCACUCCAAAUACACCGGUACCGCCUUGGUCGUCAAGGAGGCUCUUCUGGAGCCUGUCAGGGUAGAAGGGUGGCAGGCUAUCCUUGACAAGAAGAUUGUUGGCCCGCGAUUCAAGAAGGAUGCGAAAUUUAUCCAGUCAGCUGUCGCUGCCUUGGAUCAGGCCGCGUUGGAAAGGCUGGCUACUGAACUUAGCAAGCACGGGGCCGUGACAAUCGACACCCCGGCCCUGUCCGAUGGCACAACACGUGUCGAGCUAACUAAGGAGCUGCUAUCCAUCUCCAGGGUCGCUCACCUCCAAACGACCCGUGAAUACAUACCAAACGUGAUUGAGCCAUCCUUCGGCAUCGGCCGCAUCCUUUACGCCCUGCUGGAACACGUCUAUUGGCAUCGACCAGGUGAUGCCGCAAGAGCGGUCCUGUCCCUACCCCUAGCCAUAGCACCAACAAAAGUCCUAAUCGCCCCGCUAUCCUCCCACCCACAACUAAACCCCAUUGCCCACAAGCUGUCCGCCAGGCUGCGGAAGCUCAACAUCGCCAACGUCAUCGACGCGUCCAGCGCGUCGAUCGGCAAGCGGUACGCGAGAAAUGAUGAGCUGGGCACCCCGCUGGGCGUCACGAUCGACUUUGGCUCGCUGGAGGACGGGUCGUUGACCUUGAGGGAGCGCGACUCCAUGGUGCAGGUCAGGGGCGCGGAGGAUGAGGUUGUCGUGGCGAUUAAGGGGUUGGUGGAGGGGACUGAGACGUGGGAGCAGAUUGUCGCGAGGAUGGAGGGGUUUCGUGGUCGGGGUGAAGGGGAGGAGGAGAAGGAGAGGUUGUGAGAUGGAGGAAUGGUAACCGAAGUGCAUUGCGGGCUGUGACGCUCUGAAUACUACUAAUAAUACGAACGCUGGUGAUCAUUCCUGACACUCCGAUUUCUGGUUUACCUACUCGAGGGGAGUUCCAAAAGCGUCCAUCCAGUCUCUGUUACCACCAUCUGAGUGGCACCCUUACCACGAUACGAGUACUAGUUCCGUACAGCCGAGUCCUGCACCGUGGUCUUGGUAUAGCCAUAGCAGGCACAGAGCUUAAUACUCAGUUGAGUCAGCACUCUAUGAUUUACCUUC
Molecule: messenger RNA, 2667 nt
Organism: Chaetomium strumarium
Lineage: Eukaryota; Fungi; Ascomycota; Sordariomycetes; Sordariales; Chaetomiaceae
Product: glycyl-tRNA synthetase 1
Exons: 4
Coding region: 424-2382 (652 amino acids)
Biological process (GO): mitochondrial glycyl-tRNA aminoacylation
Cellular component (GO): mitochondrion; cytoplasm
Molecular function (GO): ATP binding; glycine-tRNA ligase activity
Source: RefSeq, a predicted model, not a curated record